Melampsora larici-populina 98AG31 is the source of this 1413-nucleotide messenger RNA. RefSeq lists its product as uncharacterized. Gene Ontology annotation, biological process: transmembrane transport. The transcript is spliced from 7 exons. The record is from RefSeq and is a predicted model, not a curated record. Lineage: Eukaryota; Fungi; Basidiomycota; Pucciniomycetes; Pucciniales; Melampsoraceae. Gene Ontology annotation, molecular function: transmembrane transporter activity. The coding region runs from base 1 to 1413 and encodes 470 amino acids.
AUGACUAAAGUUAAUACUGAGACCUCCCCGAAGGAUGAAAAGCUUUGGUGUGAUCUGGACGAAGAACAGAUCAUUCCAGAAAAUUCGCUUCCCAUCGUAUUUCUGGGCCUAAUGUUGGCACUGUUCUUAGCUGCCAUGGACCAAACAAUUGUGGCCAUUGCUCUGCCCCGCAUAAUAGCUCAGCUUCAUGGUUUCUCAGGAUAUUCUUGGGUGGGUACUGCGUAUCUUCUAGUUACAGCAACAUUGAGUCCGUUGUAUGGUCGCUUAUCAGACGCCGUGGGUCGAAAGCCAGUCCUGGUUGGCUCAAUUGUGAUGUUCUUGGUCGGUUCUGCACUCUGUGGGGCAGCUCAAAAUCUACCAUGGUUGAUCUUGUGCAGAGGUCUGCAAGGUGUCGGUGGAGGUGGAAUCUUUCCACUUGUACAAAUCGUAAUGGCUGACAUCACAACCUUGGAGGAGCGUGGCAAAUGGGCAGGAGCAACAGGUACCACUUGGAGUAUCGCAGCCGUUUUAGGACCAGUGUUAGGCGGCAUACUCACAGACCGACUUAGCUGGAGGUGGACGUUCUACAUCAAUCUUCCUUUGGGUGCACUCUCUUGCACGAUUAUCACAUUAUUUUUGAACACGAAUCCACCACCAAAGAAAUCAUUUAAAUCCCAUCUUUCUUCUUUUGAUUUUCUUGGAUUAAGUUGUAUUUUUUGCUCUGUGUCUUUACUUUUACUUGGAUUUAGUUUUUCAGAAUCAAGUUGGAGAUCUCCUGCAACCAUCUCUUGUCUUUGUCUAGGUAUUGCAUCUUUGGGCUUAACAGUUUUUGUAGAAUUGACUACCAAGCGAUUACCUAUCAUUCCACCUAGACUCUUUAUGGACCGGACUCCUGCGCUACUUUUACUUUGUUCUUUUUUACAUGCCGUUGUAUACUAUGCAUCUGCUUAUUAUCUCCCAUUGUAUUUCCAAUCUCUGGGCGCGUCUGCAACUUUGGCAGGGAUCAAGGGCUUAGCUUACAGUCUUACAACCGGCUUGUUCACUACUCUAGGUGGACUCAUUCUUCCUAGUCUGAGUGAUUACAGAUACAUCUUGUGGUUUUGCUGGGGCGUUCAGAUCAUAGGUUAUGGCCUGAUGACACAACUGAGUGAGACCAGCUCAAUCACGAAGCAAGAGAUCUACCCCUUCAUAGCUGCUAUGGGUACCGGUGGUUUAUUUGUACCACCCUUGAUUGCUCUGCAAGGAGCAAUGCCCGUAGCGGAUCUGGCAAGUAGUACUUCCACAUAUGUCUUGAAUCGGAUUCUUGGAGCAACGCUUGGUGUAUCCAUAGGACACACCAUAUUUGCGUCUCGACUGGUGAGAUUCAUGGCUUCGUUGAGACGUCUAGAAUCCGAUGUCUCCUCUUCUAUUCUUGUCAAACUUGAUAUUGAUUAA